Felis catus (domestic cat) is the source of this 3415-nucleotide messenger RNA. RefSeq names its product apolipoprotein A5 (gene APOA5). Gene Ontology annotation, cellular component: high-density lipoprotein particle; chylomicron; blood microparticle. Gene Ontology annotation, biological process: high-density lipoprotein particle assembly; cholesterol efflux; positive regulation of lipid biosynthetic process. The transcript has 4 exons. Bases 1531 to 2643 code for a protein of 370 amino acids. Lineage: Eukaryota; Metazoa; Chordata; Mammalia; Carnivora; Felidae. Gene Ontology annotation, molecular function: phosphatidylcholine-sterol O-acyltransferase activator activity; phospholipid binding; cholesterol binding. The record is from RefSeq and is a predicted model, not a curated record.
AAGUACAUUCACACUGUUGUGCAACGACCACCAGUAACUUUGGCAUCUUCCCAAACAGAAGCUCUAUGCCAUUAAACAAUUUAUCUCUUUGUCCUCCCUCUCCCAGCCCCUGGUCACCUCUAAUCUACUUUCGGCCUCUGCCUAUUUUAAGUACUCCAUUUAAGUGGACGCAUACAAGAUUUGUCCUUUUGUGUCUCGUUUAUUACACUUAGCGUAAUGUCAUCAAGAUUCAUCCAUGUUAUAACAUAUAUCAGAAUUUCCUUCCCUUUUAAGGCUACAUAAUGCUCCAUUGUGUAUCUAUACCGCGUUUUGCAUAUCCACUGAUCUGCCAAUGGACAGUUGGGGCUGUUUCCACCUUUUGACUGUUGUGAAUAAUGCUGCUAUGAACAUGGGCAUACAGACAUCUGCUCUAAUUCCUGCUUUCAACUCUUUUGGGUGUAUACCCAAAAGUGGGAUUGUAAUUCUAACUAAUCCUAACUCAUACAAACUAAGUCUGGAAAAAAAGAGAGAGAGAGAGAAGAGAGAGAGAACAUAAGUUCACCAAGGGAUAGGAAAUUUCAAACUGAGGGAACAGCAUGUAUGAAGGCUGAGGGUCCUGAAAGAGACCGUGUGCUUGGAGAAUGCCAAGGGUGUUGUGUGGUAGGAGAUGAGACCAGAGUGUGUUGGGAUGAGCCACAGCAGAGAAUACACUGAGUAGGCAGGACUUUGGCAGAGAGACUUGUCUGAGGCUAUGAAUGUGAUCGAGGUGAGAGGCAAGAGGGGCUGUGAUGUAACUGGUAGUAGAAAUGGAGGAGAGGGGGCCGAUUCAAGGUACAUUUAGAAUAAAAAAAUCAGGAGUUCAGGAAUGUGUGGCUAAGUCUAUGGAGUGGGAGUGACGUCAGACAAAGGUCUGGGCUCUCUGGCUUCCCCUCCUCCCUAGCCCUGUGGGUGGAGUAUUCCUGUGGGAAGAAUCCUCCUCUUGCUCUAAUUCUUUGGACCCAGGUGCCUCUAACCAUCUCAUCUUCCCCGUCACAUCUGACUUCCCAGCAGUUCCAGGAUUGUUUCAUGGAGGAUGGGAGUGUUCUUAACUCUAUAAAUCUGGAUCUCGCCAGGCUGCUUGAGUAGCCAGUGAUGGAGCCGGCCAGAGCUGCUCAGGUUCUGCCGGGCCCCUGGACGUCGUCCCUGUCUAGCUGGGGCACAGGGCCUCGGGCAGUUGAGUAAGAGCAGGGCCCUUAGCAGAGAGGCUCUUCUCUGUUGGUGGGCCAGCUGGCUGGUCAGUGGGACGGUUGAAGGUCACAGGGCUUGGGGGGAACUGGGUGAGGAGUUCGGCCUUACUCCUCACUCUUCUGCUGGAGAGCCCCCCUGAAAUCAGGGCACUCAUUAACCCUCUGGGUGCCAGGGAAGGGCAGGAGGUGAGUGCUGGGAGGCAGCUGAGGUCAUCCUUCUUUGAACCUCCACGUGGUAUUUACUCAGGGCAACUGUUGCCAGAGGCCCAGGCCCCUGGAGUAUAAAGCUGAAUGUCUGCUCUCUGUGCCCAGAACCGAGCAGAUAAUGGCCAGCAUGACUGCACUUGUGACCUGGGCUUUGGCUCUGCUCCCAGCGCUUGCAAGUGCCCAGACACAGAAAGGCUUCUGGGACUACUUCAGCCAGAGCAGCGGGGACAAAGGCAAGGCCGAGCAGGUCCAGCGGCAGAAGCUGGCAUGGGAACCCACGAGCCUGAAAGACAGCCUUGAGCAAGACCUCAGCAAUAUAGACAAGUUCCUGGAAAAGCUGGGCCCUCUCAGUGGGCAGGCGAGGGAGCCUCCUGCGCUCCCCCAGGACCCGGCGGACAUGCGGCGGCAGCUGCAGGAGGAGCUGGUGGAGGUGAGGGCGCGCCUGGAGCCCUACAUGGCAGAGGCACACGAGCAAGUGGGCUGGAACCUGGAGGGCUUGCGGCGGCAGCUGAAGCCCUACACCGCGGAGCUGAUGGAGCAGGUGGCGCUGCGCGUACAGGAGCUGCAGGAACAGUUGCGCGUGGUCGGAGAGGGCACCAAGGCCCAGCUGCUGGGCGGCGUGGACGAGGCGCGGGGCCUGCUGCGGGAGCUGCAGAACCUCGUGGCGCACCACACGGGCCGCGUCCAGGCGCUCUUCGACCCCUACGCCCAGCGCCUGGUGAGCGGCAUCGGGCGCCACGUGCAGGAGCUGCACCGCAGCGUGGCCCCGCACGCCGUCGCCAGUCCCGCGCGCCUCAGCCGCUGCGUGCAGACGCUCUCGCGCAAACUCACGCUCAAGGCCAAGGCGCUGCACGCGCGCGUCCAGCAGAACCUGGACCAGCUGCGGGAAGAGCUCAGCGCCUUUGCCGGCGCCCGCGCUGAUGGUGCGGUUGAAGGGACCAGCCGGGACCCCCAGGUGUUGUCCCAGGAGGUGCGUCAGCGACUCCAGGCCUUCCGCCACGACACCUUCCUGCAGAUCGCCGACUUCACCCGUGCCAUUGACCGAGAGACCGAGGAGGUCCAGCUGCAGCUGGCGCCGCCCCCUCCAGGUCACAGUGCCUUCGCCCCAGAGUUUCUCCAAGCGGACAGUGGCAAGGCCCUGAGCAAGCUGCAGGCCCGUCUCGAAGACCUGUGGGAAGACAUCAACUACAGCCUUCACGACCAUGGUCUCGGCCAUCAAGAGGAGCCCUGAUUGUCUACUUGUCCAGGCCCACUUCCAGGCUUCUUCUCGGAGCUCAGGAUCUGAGCCCCCACCAGGUGUGGCUCAGUCCUUGACAGUGGCCUGUUGGGCAGAGGGUGGAGGGCCCUGCACAGGAUAGGCGUGGCCACCAAAGGGACUGUUGUUCCUGGAAUAUUCAGCCUCUUGGCGAUUCCCCCAUCCGGAUGCAUUAUACUCACCAGGCUUUGCAAACCCAGCUUCCCGUGUUCAUUUGGGAAUCCUCCUAAGUUGCUCCAUUCCAGUAUGGUGGGAGUGGGGAGGGAGAGAGGCAUUCUGUGUGCAGGUAAUUUUGUGCAAGCCUGUUGCCAUGGUGCCGGAAGCCUGUGCCUCUUCUUCCUGGGACUUGACUCCCAUCACUUCUGGCCUCCUGGUGGCCGCUGCUACAGCUGGUCUACAGAGAGGAGCUCUUUUCUCGCCAGGGCUGCCAUGACAGCUUCUGUUGGGGAAUGGAAAGGGAAAAGGGAGGAAAAUAUGUAAGAGCAUAUGAAGGUGUGUCUAUACCCCUGCUGGCUCUGAUGCCGGUGGGUACAGCUGCUGGGGGCUGUGAUGAGAGGGAGCAGAGCCUGUAUUUCCUUAUAUAGCUCUACAUGGAAACAGCUGACCAAACCCUCCAGACUCUGUGGGCUUCUUUAACCCACAGGGAAGCCUACUCUGUGUCGUCUCCAUCUGAGGCCCCUCACUUCUGACUCCCUGGCUGAAGCCUAGACUUCUGAUUCAAAUGAAAUAGAGGUGUAUGGUGGAUGCA